GUGCCCAUCCUGACAAACAAGAAGAACCAUCGGGGCUGGCCACAAGUGGUGUCACAAGAUCUUGUGCGACAUGUCCACAGACUGAAAAGCACUGUUUUCAUGGUUGUUGGCCAAGUAAAAGGCCAGACCUUGCUACCUCUUCCAGCUGGCUCAGAGGGAAUUGAGGACAUUGAUCUGGAAGAUGAGAAAUCCCUGAAGCUGAUAGAUAAAUCUCUGGUACAUGCCACUGAGUCAGCCAUCAUAGACUGGAGCUACCAGAUCCAGGAAGCACUGAAGAAAGAGUCUUCAGACCCUCUCCUGCAAGGCAACAACCCUAACCCAAAGGUGGAAUUGGAGUUCUGGAAGAACAGGUGUGAUGACCUGGAAUGCAUUUAUGAUCAACUGAGAACGAGGAAGGUCAGGAACAUGAUAAAGCUGCUGGAGAGAGUUGAGAGCAUCUAUGUCCCAGCCUUCAAAGCCAUGCUCAUGGAUGUUGAGGCAGCUUUGACCGAAGCUCAAGACAUCCACCUGCACCUGAUGCCACUCAAACGUCACUUGGAGGACAUAGAGACGGUUGAGUUCAGUGAGGUGAAGCCAUUGCUGGUCCCUCUGCUGCACGUGGUGUGUUUGAUCUGGGUUACUUCCAAGCACUACAGCAUGUCCACGCGAAUGGUGGUGCUGCUCCAGGAGAUCUGCAACCUUCUCAUUCAGCAGGCCAUGGUAUACCUGUCUCCAGAAGAUCUUCUAAAAGGGGAGAUGGAAGAGAGCCUGAGCAAGGUGCAAAUGGUGCUUGACAUCCUGAAUGCGUUCAAAGAGGCAUUUGAGGAGAGCGGAAGAAACCUGCACACGUAUUAUGAACCAGGCCAAGAAGUCAGAGAGUGGGACUUUUGUGCUGUGACGGUGUUCGUGAGGCUGGACAGCUUCCUGAAAAGACUGGAGAUGGUGGAGGAUCUCCUGAUAACUGCCUUGGACCUGACAAAGCUGGAAAAGAUCGAGUUCAGUGGGAUUAAAGGGAAGGCCCUGGGUCAGCAAGUGCUGGACAUGUACGAGGAAUUCCAGGAGGCGUACAAGGUGUUUGCAGAACGAACCUAUGACUGCCUUGACCUGGCCAACACGGACUUCGAGCAAGACGCCUUCGAUUUCCAGCAGAAAGUAGAAGACAUCGACAGGCGACUGGGCACUGUUUUCAUCCAGGCUUUCGAUGAUGCCUCAGACUUGGAGCACGCCUUCAAGUUGCUGGACAUGUUUGGGAGCCUUUUGGAACGACCAGUAAUUGCUGCAGAUGCUGCUGGGAAAUACUCUGUCCUCAUCAGAAUGUUCAACAGUGCCUUGGACCAUGCAAGGCUGAUCUACUCCAGGCACAUUAAGGCAGAGCUGGAACUUGGAUCCCCACCUGUGCACAAGAACAUGCCGCCGGUAGCUGGAGCUCUGCGCUGGGCUCGGGAGCUGCGAGCACGAAUCCAGGCGCCCUUUGAUCACUUCAGGCACAUCCCACAUCUCUACUUGGACUCUACCGAAGGAAAAAGGGUGAUAAAGAAGUAUGAAGAAAUGAUCCAGCUGCUCGACAGAUAUCAGGAAAAGCUCUAUGUAGACUGGUCCCAGACAGUCUCUGAAAAAUCCCAGGACGGCCUUACUCAACCACUCAUCCGCCGAGAUCCAGAAACCAAACUGCUCACAGUGAAUUUUGAUCCCCAGCUGGUUUCAGUGCUGAGGGAGGUGGGCUACCUGUCUGGUAACCAGAUGGGAGCCAUCCCACCGGUGGCAGCAGAAAUCUACUCCUCCAAGGAAUCAUACCGACAGAUGGUGGCCAACUUGGAGCUGAUGGUGAACAGAUACAACAAGGUCCUGAAGACAGUCCUGGAGGUGGAAUACCCUCUGAUACAGGGGCAGCUGCGGGAUAUUGACUUGAAGCUGAAAGAGGCUGAAGAAACUCUCAGCUGGAAGAUGGAGGGUGUCUGGGAUCACGUCUCCAUGGUGACGGAUGGUGUCCAUGACUUUGAGCGGAGGAUACAGAAAGCCAAAAACAACGUUGAGGAGAUCCAGAUGAUUGUACAGUCAUGGGUGUCACCCAUAUUUGAGAGGAAAGAUUGUAGAAGGGAAUCGCUGCUAAGCCUAGAUGACUGUCAGAACCGUCUGGAAAAGCGUUACAGCCUUGUCAGGGAGUCGGGGCAGAGGAUUCAUUUGCUGGUGAAGGAAAACCAGAGCCUCUUACUUGCAGACCCAGCAUCUGAUGUCUGGAAGGCUUAUGUGGAUUAUUUGGAUGAGAUAGUCCUGGAUGGAUUCUUCACUGCCAUUGAGUCCUCGCUCAAGUACCUCCUGGAAAACACAGAUCCUGAGGCGGGACUCGCUCCCCUGCUGGAGGUGCAGCUGGACUUGGUGAUCCCAGAUUUGACCUUUCAUCCCUCCAUGGACCCCGGCACAAACGAUGGCUUCUAUGACAUGGUGGAAAGUCUUCUCAAUGACAUCUACCGGAUCUCCUCGCUGGUGCCCAGGCUGGCCGAGCACAGUGGCUUCCCCCACUACCAGGCCGACAUGGAGGACAUGGCCGAUCUGGCCGACAUGCGCCAUGACCUGAUGGGACGUGUGCAGGCAGUGAUGGCUGCCUGCUGUGAGUACCGCAGUACCUUCGAGCACUACUCCUACCUCUACGGGGAGGACAGAAAGGAGUUCUACCGCCAGUUCCUCCUCUACGGACACAUCCUCACCACUGCAGAAAUCGAGGCCCACGCGGACGAUGGGGUCCCCGAGACACCUCCCACGCUGCAGCAGUUCAGAGAGCAGAUCGACUCCUACGAGAAGAUCUACGAGGAGGUGAAUCGCAUUGAGCCCGUCAGCAUCUUCCAGAGCUGGCUGAAAGUCGAUGCUCGGCCUUUCAAGGCGUCUUUGCUGAACACAGUUAAAAGGUGGAGCUUGAUGUUCAAGCAGCAUCUCAUGGACCACGUCACGCACAGCUUGGCUGACCUGGAUGAGUUCAUAAAAGCCACUGAAAAAGGUUUGAGCAAAAAGGUUGAAAAAGGUGAUUACGAAGGCUUGGUGGAGACUAUGGGUCAUCUCCUGGCCGUUAAGGAACGUCAUGGUGUCACCGAUGCCAUGUUUGAGCCCCUGAAGCAAACCGUCGAGCUGCUGAAGACGUACGAGCAGCAACUGCCAGAGGAAGUCUAUAAGCAGCUGGAGGAGCUGCCAGAAAAAUGGAACAAUAUAAAGAAGCUGGCGAUAGCUGUGAAACAGCAUGUGGCUCCUCUGCAGGCAAACGAAAUGACAGGUCUGCGCAAGAGCUGCGUGGCGUUUGAUGUCGAGCAGCAGAGAUUCAGAGAGCGAUUUCGGAAGCAAGCACCAUUCAGGUUCGACACCGAAAAGCCUUAUCAACAGCUAGAUGCAAAGCACAUUGAGAUUAAACAAAUGGAGUCAGCCAUGACCUCAAUUUACGAGUCAGCUGGUCUGUUUGAAGUCAUGGUGCCAGAUUAUAAACAGCUGAAGCAGUGCAGAAAGGAGCUGUGUCUUCUCAAAGAGCUCUGGGAUAUGAUCUCCCUCGUGAACACUAGCCUUGACGACUGGCAGACCACCAGAUGGGUGGAUAUUAAUGUGGAAAACAUGGAUCUGGAGUGCAAAAGGUUUGCAAGAGAGAUUCGGAACUUGGAUAAGGAGAUGAGAGUGUGGGAUGCUUUCACUGGGCUGGACAGCAAGGUGAAGAACAUGCUGGUGGCCUUGAAAGCUGUGGCAGAACUUCAAAAUCCAGCCAUUAGAGAAAGACACUGGAAUCAACUCAUGCAGAUGACAGGUGUGAGGUUUGUGAUGGACUCGGACACCACACUGGCUGACCUCCUGAAGCUCAACCUGCAUAAUUUUGAGGAUGAGGUUCGUGGCAUCGUGGACAAAGCAGUGCGAGAAAUGAGUAUGGAGAAAGUCCUCAAGGAGCUAAAAAUGACUUGGAGCACCAAGGAGUUUCAAUAUGAGCCUCACCCCCGGACAAACAUCCCGUUGCUGAGGUCAGACGAGGAACUUAUUGAAACUUUAGAAGACAACCAGGUGCAGCUGCAGAAUUUAAUGACAUCGAAAUAUAUUGCGUUCUUCCUGGAGGAGGUGUCGGUGUGGCAGAGAAAGCUGUCCACUGCGGACUCUGUCAUUUCUCUCUGGUUCGAGGUGCAGCGUACGUGGUCUCACUUGGAGAGCAUAUUCAUAGGCUCAGAAGAUAUACGGGCACAGCUUCCCAAGGACUCCGAACGCUUUGAAGGGAUUGAUGUGGAUUUUAAAGAACUGGCCUAUGAAGCUCAGAAAACACCAAAUGUUGUGGAGGCCACCAAUAAACCCGGUCUGUCCCAACAACUGGAGGAUAUUCUGGGCAGAUUGUCUCUGUGUGAGAAGGCUUUGGCUGAAUAUUUGGACAUGAAGAGGUUGGCCUUUCCCAGAUUUUACUUCAUUUCUUCUGCAGAUUUAUUGGAUAUUCUUUCUAAUGGCACCAGCCCGCAGCUGGUGCAACGUCAUCUUUCCAAACUGUUUGACAACUUGGCCAAGAUGAAAUUCCAGCUGGACUCUGAGCAAAAGCCAACCAAAAUUGGCCUGGGAAUGUACAGUAGGGAGGAGGAGUACGUCAGCUUCAGUGAUCCCUGUGACUGCAGCGGGCAGGUUGAGGUCUGGCUGAAUCACGUACUAGACAGCAUGAGGGCUACUGUGAGAGAUGAGAUGACGGAAGCUGUUGUGGCUUAUGAAGAGAAGCCGAGGGAACAGUGGCUCUUUGACUACCCUGCCCAGGUGGCUCUUACCUGCACCCAGAUCUGGUGGACUACUGAGGUUGGGAUCGCCUUUGCCCGGGUGGAGGAAGGUUAUGAGAACGCGAUGAAGGAAUAUCACAAGAAGCAAGUGACCCAGCUGAACACGCUGGUUACCAUGCUGAUUGGGCAGCUCUCCAAGGGCGACAGGCAGAAAAUCAUGACCAUUUGCACCAUUGACGUGCAUGCUCGGGACGUGGUGGCCAAGAUGAUAGCGCAGAAGGUGGACAACUCCCAGGCGUUCAUUUGGUUGUCGCAACUCCGGCACAGGUGGGCGGAAGAGGAACGGCACUGCUUUGCCAACAUCUGCGAUGCCCAGUUCCUGUACUCCUAUGAAUACCUUGGCAAUACCCCUCGGCUUGUGAUCACCCCUCUGACUGACAGAUGUUACAUCACCCUGACCCAGUCGUUGCACCUGACCAUGAGCGGAGCACCUGCAGGCCCUGCAGGCACUGGGAAGACGGAGACUACAAAAGAUUUGGGACGAGCCCUGGGCAUCAUGGUGUAUGUGUUCAACUGCUCCGAGCAGAUGGACUACAAGUCCUGUGGGAAUAUUUACAAAGGCCUUUCCCAGACGGGAGCCUGGGGCUGUUUCGAUGAAUUUAACAGGAUCUCAGUUGAAGUCCUCUCUGUGGUUGCUGUACAGGUGAAGAGCGUGCAGGAUGCGAUACGGGAGAAGAAGAAAUCCUUCAAUUUUCUUGGAGAAGACAUUAAAUUGAUACCUUCAGUAGGCAUUUUCAUCACCAUGAAUCCCGGUUAUGCAGGGCGAACGGAGCUACCUGAGAAUUUAAAAGCUCUCUUCAGGCCAUGUGCGAUGGUUGUGCCGGAUUUUGAGCUGAUCUGUGAAAUUAUGUUGGUGGCAGAGGGAUUCAUUAAGGCCCGGAUGUUGGCCAGGAAGUUCAUUACUCUGUACAAACUCUGCAAAGAGCUCCUGUCCAAGCAGGAUCACUACGACUGGGGCUUACGUGCUAUCAAGUCGGUGCUGGUUGUCGCUGGCUCCCUCAAGCGAGAUGAUCCAGAGCGUCCUGAAGACCAGGUUCUGAUGCGCUCUCUUCGGGACUUCAACAUUCCCAAGAUCGUGACGGAUGAUGUACCAGUGUUCAUGGGGCUGAUUGGGGAUCUUUUCCCUGCACUGGAUGUGCCUCGGAAACGUGACCUGAAUUUUGAGUCCUACGUGAGGCAGGCUGUGCUGGACCUCCGGCUGCAGGCUGAGGACAACUUUGUGCUCAAAGUGGUGCAGCUGGAGGAGCUGCUGACCGUCCGGCACUCUGUCUUUGUGGUGGGGAAUGCAGGCACGGGCAAGUCACAGGUGAUGCGAUCCCUGAACAGGACUUACCAGAUAAUGAAGCUACGUCCUGUCUGGACAGACCUCAACCCCAAGGCAGUCACCAACGAUGAGCUUUUUGGCAUCAUUAACCCAGCAACGAGAGAAUGGAAAGAUGGACUGUUCUCAUCAAUCAUGCGGGAACUGGCCAACAUCACGCAUGACGGUCCCAAGUGGAUGGUCCUAGAUGGAGAUAUUGAUCCGAUGUGGAUUGAAUCUCUUAACACCGUGAUGGAUGAUAAUAAGGUGCUGACCCUGGCAAGCAAUGAGAGAAUCCCUCUGAACCCAACGAUGAGACUGGUCUUUGAAAUCAGCCACUUGCGUACAGCAACCCCAGCAACCGUGUCCAGAGCGGGGAUCCUGUACAUCAACCCGUCGGAUCUGGGUUGGAAUCCUCCAGUGAGCAGCUGGAUUGACAGGCGAGAGAUACAGUCUGAAAGAGCCAACCUGACCAUUUUGUUCGAUAAGUACCUGCCAACUUGCCUGGACACCCUCAGAACAAGAUUUAAGAGAAUUAUUCCUAUUCCUGAGCAGAGUAUGGUUCAGAUGUUGUGCUGCCUCCUUGAGUGCCUCCUGACGGAGGAGAACACACCUCCGGACUGUCCCAAGGAGCUUUAUGAACUUUACUUUGUCUUUGCUGCUGUCUGGGCCUUUGGCGGGGCAAUGUUUCAAGAUCAGCUUGUGGACUACCGAGUGGAGUUCAGCAAGUGGUGGGUGACAGAAUUCAAGACUAUCAAGUUUCCCUCUCAGGGCACAGUCUUUGACUUUUACAUCGAUCCAGAAACAAAGAAGUUUGAGCCUUGGUCUAAACUGGUUCCCCAGUUCGAAUUUGAUCCAGAGAUGCCAUUACAGGCUUGCCUGGUGCCCACCACUGAGACAGUCCGUGUGCGGUACUUCAUGGACAAGCUUCUGGAGCGCCGGCACCCGGUGAUGCUGGUGGGCAACACCGGCACAGGAAAGUCCGUGCUGGUGGAGGACAAGCUCUCCUCGCUGGACACAGAUGCGUAUGUGGUGAAGAAGGUCCCGUUCAACUACUACACCACCUCUGCCAUGCUGCAAGGUGUUCUUGAGAAGCCUCUGGAUAAAAAGGCUGGCAGAAAUUACGGCCCUCCGGGCACCAAGAAGCUCGUGUACUUCAUCGAUGACCUGAACAUGCCUGAAGUGGAUGCUUACGGGACGGUGCAGCCCCAUACACUGAUCAGGCAGCACCUCGACUACGGCCACUGGUAUGACAGGACCAAGCUGUCGCUGAAGGAGAUCACGAAUGUGCAGUAUGUGUCGUGCAUGAACCCGACUGCGGGGAGCUUCACCAUCAACCCUCGCCUGCAGCGUCACUUCUGUGUCUUCGCUCUCUCCAUCCCUGGCCAGGACGCUUUGUCCAGGAUCUACAGCACCAUUUUAAUGCACCACCUGACGAGUGGGGAUUUCUCAGGGGCCGUGCAAAGAUCAGCUCAGCAACUGAUUGCUCUUGCUCUGGGACUGCAUCAGAAAGUAGCUGCCACUUUCCUGCCAACGGCCAUCAAGUUCCACUACGUUUUCAACCUGAGAGACUUCUCCAAUAUCUUCCAAGGCCUUCUGUUCUCUACCCCUGAAUGUCUGAAGCAGCCCCAAGACCUAGUGAAACUCUACCUUCACGAGUCAAACCGUGUGUACCGGGAUAAGAUGGUUGAAGAAAAGGAUUACAGUACCUUCGAUAAAAUCCAGCUGGAAAUGGUGAAGAAACUCUAUGAUGACAUUGAGGAAAUUUUAGAACAGACCAGGCAAAUGAACAUUUAUUGCCAUUUUGCUAAAGGCAUCGGUGAACCCAGCUAUCGACCAGUUCCAGCCUGGGAGGAGUUGAACCAGAUCCUGGUGGAAGCCUUGGACAACUACAAUGAAGUCAAUGCUGCCAUGAACCUGGUGCUGUUCGAGGAUGCCAUGUGCCAUGUCUGCCGCAUCAACCGUAUCCUGGAGUCCCCCAGAGGAAACGCUCUCCUGGUCGGUGUGGGGGGGAGCGGCAAGCAGAGCCUGACCAGACUGGCAGCCUUCAUUAGCUCUUUGGAGGUUUUCCAGAUCACUUUAAGGAAAGGUUAUGGGAUCCCUGACCUUAAG
This is a messenger RNA of Apaloderma vittatum (bar-tailed trogon), 8160 nucleotides long. Its product is annotated as dynein heavy chain 9, axonemal-like. Gene Ontology annotation, molecular function: dynein light intermediate chain binding; ATP binding; dynein intermediate chain binding. Gene Ontology annotation, cellular component: dynein complex. The record is from RefSeq and is a predicted model, not a curated record. The transcript is spliced from 43 exons. The annotation marks the transcript as partial. NCBI's taxonomy places the organism in Eukaryota, Metazoa, Chordata, Aves, Trogoniformes, Trogonidae. Gene Ontology annotation, biological process: microtubule-based movement.